This is a messenger RNA of Scedosporium apiospermum, 2538 nucleotides long. RefSeq lists its product as uncharacterized. Gene Ontology annotation, biological process: methionyl-tRNA aminoacylation. The coding region runs from base 1 to 2538 and encodes 845 amino acids. The transcript has 5 exons. NCBI's taxonomy places the organism in Eukaryota, Fungi, Ascomycota, Sordariomycetes, Microascales, Microascaceae. The record is from RefSeq and is a predicted model, not a curated record. Gene Ontology annotation, molecular function: methionine-tRNA ligase activity; acyltransferase activity, transferring groups other than amino-acyl groups; ATP binding.
AUGCAGUUGCUAAGGAUACCUGCUCAGUGCAGGAUCCUGAGUAGGCAUCAAAGCCGCGCCCUGCCAGCCCGAAUCUCGAGAGCCUCUAUCCCCAACGCUUGUCGCCAUGCCUUCCUUCAGAGGCGGUUCCAGUCCUCCGCCAUCGAGGCCGGGGAAAAACCGUUCUACGCGACGACGCCCAUCUUUUACGUCAAUGCCUCUCCCCACAUCGGCCACGCACACUCCAUGGUCCUCGCCGACGUCUUCAAGCGCUGGGCCACCCUCCAGGGCAAACGCGCCAUCCUCUGUACCGGCACCGACGAGCACGGCAUGAAGAUCCAGCGCGCCGCCACCAAGGCCGGCCACCCGCCCAAGGACUUCUGCGACACCUACGCGCAAAAGUUCCGCGAGAUCGCCGACUCCCUCACCCUUUCGGAGCAUGACUUCAUCCGGACGACCGACGCGCACCACGUCGCGGCCGUGCAGCAGUUUUGGAAAGAGCUCAACGAUAGGGAUCUGAUAUACGAGACUACGCACAAGGGGUGGUAUAGCGUGAGCGACGAGUGCUUUUACCCCGAGAGCAUGAUCCAAAGGUCAUUCGUGCCGGAGACGGGUAAGGUGAUUUGGUCCGCUGUGGAGAGCGGGAGCGAGGUGGAGUGGGUUGAGGAGAAGAAUUAUCAUUUCCGGAUGACGGCGUUUAGGGAUCAGUUGUUGGAGUUUUACAGGGCGAAUCCCGAUUGGAUCACGCCGCAACAUAAGAUGAAGGAGGUCGUCUCGUGGGUCGAGAACAACCUCGAGGACCUUUCCAUCUCGAGGCCGUCGAACAGGCUUUCGUGGGGUAUCCCCGUGCCGGACGACCCAAGUCAAACGGUCUACGUGUGGGUCGACGCCCUCAUCAACUACAUCAGCAACACGGGCUAUCCGAACUGGACCCCCGAAAUCAUGCGCGAGCGGGGGUGGCCGGCCGACGUGCACGUCAUCGGCAAGGACAUUCUACGCUUCCACGGCGUGUACUGGCCCGCCUUGCUCCUCGCGCUAGACUUGCCCCUGCCCAAGCACCUGCUGACGCACGCCCACUGGACGAUCGGCGGGAGGAAAAUCUCCAAGUCGGCAGGCAACGGGGUAUCGCCCAUCUUCGCUGUCGACAGGUUCGGGCCCGAUACUAUUCGGUUCUUCCUCAUGAGGAAGGGCGCCAUUAGGGACGACUCGCUCUUUGAGAAUGGCGAGGUUGCGAGGGUGUAUAGGACUGAUUUGGCGGGUACGUUUGGGAAUUUGUUGUCGAGGGUUAUGAAGACGAAGAGGUGGAGCGUGGUGUUGGCCGUGCAGACGGAGACGGCGAAGGGUAGUGAUACUGAACCUUGUCCGCUUGGUCUGGAGACUCUGCGUGAGAAGGUGGCGGCCGAGAUGGAUGCUCUGCGUCCGGACAAGGCCUUGGCCUUGAUCAUGGAUACCCUCACAGAGGCCAAUAAAUACAUGUCUCAAACCGAACCCUGGAACCUCUGCAGCGCAGCCGCAAAGCAGGACCCCGCCAACCUCGCCCGCCUCAGCUACGUCAUCUUCACCCUCGCCGAAUCCUUCCGCAUCUCCUCCAUCCUGCUCCUCCCCUACAUGCCCGAGCGCGCCUCCGAGGCCCUCGACCGCCUGGGCGUCGACCCGGAGAAGCGCACGUUCGAGUACGCCGUGCGCGGUGCCGAUAACACGUACGGCAUGAGUCGGAAGCCGAGGGCCGAGCUCAAGGGUUCGACGGGCUCGCUGUUCCCGCCGCUUGGGGAUGAGUUUCCUGAGGAGGACGGGGAGCCGCUUGUUGAGGAUCGGAAGGCGAGGAAGGGGAAGAGGGAGGGGAAGAAGUCUAGGGGGAAGGGGAAGAGGGAAAUCCAAGAACUCACAGCCUCGGAACCGCUCUCACUCGAAGAAGAAUACGAGAACCAGAUCUCAUGGAGGCAAAGCGCCGACAAACUAACCUUUAUCAUUUGCCUCCCCCGGGACGCGAGUAACGGCGGGGAAAAGGCCGAGGUGGGGAAGGAUGAUGCGGAGGAGAGGAUGCUCGGUGACAUCAACUUCUUCCUGUACGAUGACAACGAAGAUGAAGAUGACGAGGCCGAAGAAUCUGCUGAUCCUGCGAGAGGAGGAAGAAAGGAGAGGAAAGUCUUUGGGGAGGUUGACAUUAUGAUUGCGGAGAGUGCCCAGAGGGGACAGGGGCUGGGAAGGGCAGCUCUGAGGGCUUUCCUGGCGUUUAUACGGACGAAUUUGGAGAGGAUACUCGCGGAGUAUGCGGGUGCCUUUUGCCAGGGCAAGGUCGAGGAGGUACGGUUGACGAAGCUUGUGGCUAAGAUUAAAGAGAGGAAUGUCUCGAGUAGGGCCUUGUUUAAGAGUUUGGGCUUCGUGGAGGUUGGGGCUGCUAACUACUUUGGAGAGAUUGAGAUGGUCUUGGAGGGAUUUACGAAGGGGCACUGGGAUCUGGAGGAAGAAGAGAGACUCGAGUUGAGGAAACUGGCAUCCGCCAACCCGUCACCACCCGGAGUCGUCGUGGCGCUCGCUACCAACGCCGGCCCUGAAUAA